Sabethes cyaneus is the source of this 2232-nucleotide messenger RNA. Its product is annotated as zinc finger protein 737-like. Bases 127 to 2232 code for a protein of 701 amino acids. Gene Ontology annotation, biological process: regulation of transcription by RNA polymerase II. The record is from RefSeq and is a predicted model, not a curated record. Gene Ontology annotation, molecular function: DNA-binding transcription factor activity, RNA polymerase II-specific; RNA polymerase II cis-regulatory region sequence-specific DNA binding. The transcript is spliced from 5 exons. NCBI's taxonomy places the organism in Eukaryota, Metazoa, Arthropoda, Insecta, Diptera, Culicidae.
UAAAUAUUUAAGUAUAGAAGUGAAUAGUGAAAUUUGUUUUUUCCUUCAUAUGUAAUGCUGUGAUGCUUUGAAAGCAGCAAAAGUUCUUCGUUUUGUUCUCACAAUCGAUCAUCAAGCAGCAAAAGGAUGGAGGAUUUAGCCGAAAAUUACAACAAUAACAGCGUCGAUGAAUCGACGGAGACUGUAGAGCAAACUCAGAGGAAGAAACGUGACCGAACCAUUUCGCACGAAUGGUCCGAGGAUGAAAUCACUGCCCUGAUACAGGCCGUCAAAAGUAAACCCGAACUGUGGAAGGCAAGCCAUCCGUCGUACAAGGAUCGGGCGAAAAAGGAUGCGGCUUGGCGCGAUAUCGAACAAAACGUGUUCGGCAGCCGUAUUAAACCGGCCGAAAUUACGAUUAAAUGGAACAGUCUGCGCGUUCAGUAUAACAUGUAUGUGUCUAAAUACAAAUCGAAACCUUCGGUUUCUGGUCGUGGCCCCGUAAUAAAGUGGAGAUACUUUCAUGCCAUUAAUUUUAUCGGUAUGAACAAUGGUUCGUUCAGAAAACCAACCAUUCCCGAUUUACCGGCGGUUUCGACGAUCAGCGAAUCAUUAACAUCGCCCGAGCAAACCGUUUCGAGCGUUCGUCAGCCAGCGCCCGCGUCAAGUACGAACAGAAAACUACAUCAAUCGCCUUUAAGAGCGGAGAGAUUGAGAAAACCAUCGGAUUCUGAUCGCGACAAUAAUGGUCGGGUUCGCGAAGGAAUUCAGUCGUUGGUUGAACACUUCAGUGAAACCAGGAACGACGAAUUCAGUAUUUUCGGACAGUUUGUUGCUUCCGAAGUGAAGCGACUUCCGAACGAUUUACAACGCCAGCAGUUGAAAAGAAUAAUUAUGCGUGCAAUUAUCGAUUUUAACGAAGAUGUUGAGCAACAGAUCCUGGCGGCUGGUGCUGAGCAUUUAAGUCAAAUCUUCGCCGUUGAUGAACGAAACGAAUCAAAAAAUUUUAAUAAACUUUAUAAUAAAAAUGAUGCAGUUCGUAUUUUCCUCACAAUCUAUCGGUUACUUUUCUUCCGUUCCAGUGACGGUGCGAGCGCUUUGGACAACAACCGCGGGAAUGGUGACCAGUCGACUCACAUUUGCGACAUCUGCGGCAAAGAAUAUAAGAAAAAACGCUCCCUUAUGGUCCACAGAACAAUCCACCUCAAUCAGCAACCGUUCGAGUGCGAACUUUGUGGCAAAGGUUUCAUCAGUGCCACCCGACUUGAUUACCAUAAAGCGAAACAUACGCAGGAGAAAAACUUUCACUGUAAAAUUUGUGAUAAAUACUUCGCGCUGCGAAUUCAACUUCACCUUCACCUGAAGCUGCACAGUACGGAUCGCCCACACAAAUGUCCCAUUUGUGGGAAAGGCUUCAGAGUUCGAUCCGAGCUGACGGGCCAUAUCCGGUUUCACACCGUUGAGCAACGAGUUAAAUGCGACAUCUGCGGUGCAUCGUUCAAGUCUUUCGCUAAUCUAUACGCACACAUGAAAAUCCACGAUUCCGCCGAAUCAGGAGCGUUCCAAUGCGAUAUCUGCAAUGCACGGUUCGCUAAGCCGGCCAACCUCACCAUUCACAGGAAAAUACAUGGUACGAAUCCUCCGAACAAGUGCCUGAUUUGCGGAAAGAUAUUCACCACUAAUCAUUUGCUCGUAAGUCACAUGCUCCAGCAUAAAGAUGAGCUGCUCUCGAAGCGCACGCACGUUUGUGAGUUGUGCAACGAAAGAUUAGUUUCCAAGGCGGCCCUCAGAAGCCACCACAAGAGAAUUCAUACCGGUAAACGACGCAAUGAAUCCGGCCCCGGCCGUAAACUUGAAAAUCACAAAACCUCAGCUCAAACACAGAAAAAGAAAUUCCGAUGCGAAAUAUGUGGAAAAGACUACUGCUCAAGUGACUAUCUGGCGAUCCACACCAAAAUGCAUGACACCACCGAGCAACAUAAUAAACACGAAUGCCUAAUCUGCGGCAAAGGGUUCCUCUUUAACCAUAUGCUCGUGAAGCACAUGCUGUGUCACAACGAUCGGCGACCGUUCCAGUGCGAACUGUGCGGUGCAGCCUUCAAAACAGCUAGCAUUUUACGCACGCACAGCAAAGUCCACUCCGCGUCCGCGGACGUGCCGAAACCGUUCAAAUGUGACACGUGCGGUGCACAGUUCCGCCAAAAGUGUAGCCUUACCGUUCAUAAGAGAAACCACGAGUAUAGCUUAAGUUAG